This is a messenger RNA of Suillus clintonianus, 1245 nucleotides long. RefSeq lists its product as uncharacterized. The record is from RefSeq and is a predicted model, not a curated record. NCBI's taxonomy places the organism in Eukaryota, Fungi, Basidiomycota, Agaricomycetes, Boletales, Suillaceae. Bases 118 to 1173 code for a protein of 351 amino acids. The transcript has a single exon.
CACUUCUCGAACCCUCGACACACGCUUCUCCUUCGUUCAACUCGUUCCUUUAAUUUAUUGGUUUCUCUUGCGUUGAGACAGGCGGCUUUUGGCACCGCAGCGCGGCUUCUCAAUGCCAUGAAAGCCGAGUCAAUCCGCCCAAAUCUCGAAACUUGGAAAUUAACUGUCAGGUGGUUGGUACGGACUGGCAGAUGGGACGAGGCUUUGAAGCGUGUUGAACGUGUUAUGAGAAGAGAGCAAUGGCCAGAAGAAUUGGGACUACGAUCUGGGCAUCAGGGCGGGCUACCAUUGCCGUUGUGGAUGGAGUUUUUCGGUUCUCUGAAACGCGGUGCUCUGCGACGGUGGAUAAAAAUUCCACAACGGCGAGGCGAACCUGGAUGGAGGACUGCGAGCUUCAGAUGCGUGAUCUUGCGAGCGUCCACGGUAUCUAGCUCAGCGCAGGUUGACCGCUAUCGUUCUCUCACGAAUAUGUUUCCACUCGUUGCCUCGCCCGAAUAUUCUCAGCUGCCACCAAGGGCCGUCUUUUUCAUCGUGGAGGCCAUGAUUCAGUUGGGAAACCGUGGCAAGGCGCUCGAGGCCACUUCAUUAUAUUUCCAAUCGCUCCCCAGGAGACUCAGCCAUAGACAGCAGCACACAGUGCUGGAUAUUAUUCACCUGCACAUCAGGGCUGUAACAGAGAAAUCAGGACUUCCCCGACAUUACGCCCAACGUCGUGUCAUGGCCCAUUUACUUUCAGCUCACCCUGGGAUCCGACCAUCGUCAAAGACACUGCUUCUAACCCUUGCAAGUCUCCGGUCUUGCAAGCUGUGCGGGACUCUCGCCUUCAAGUGCCUCAAAACAUUUCGCACGCGGUGGGGUCCGCGCACAGAAUCCAGUGUCGUCAGGCGGCGGAUCGCCAGUCUUUCCAUCAAAGAAGGACGUCUUGAUAUCGCCGCGGUUAUGCUCGAAUCUGAGCGAACACUUCGCUCGCAGAAGCAAUCAUGGCGAACGCAACGGGACAUUACGGGAGGGCCAUCCCCUCGGGCGUUCACCAGGUUACUCAGGCGGCCAACUGUGAAGAUUUUUCAUGGAAGGGGAGCUGAGAAUCGGAAAUGGCAGGCAUUGGAGAGGAAGCUUUCAACGUUGAAGCAAAGAAGAGUCGAUGAUUGUGCAGUGACGUACCCAGUAGCUUAGUCGUUGUAGAACUCCGAGGCGAAGCCAAUGCACCCAUACAUAGAGAUGGUAAAGCCCACCAACGAACUGGCA